AGAGCCAGAUAUCUUUUUCUGCAUGCAGGACCUUGAUGAUAUCGUAUACUUAAUUGCCGUAUAGCAGUAGGUCAUUUUGAACAUUAUGCAGUCGAAGUCUUGACUUGCUGAAAUCCCAGGAGUUCCUCGGUGAUUGUCCAGUUCCUUCAGACUGUACGACUUUUGUCCGAGAUUGACGUAAAAUGGCGACGGAAGUAGCUGCAACAUCACCCCAAGUGGCCCCCCAAGACAAAGACGUGUCUUCUGUAAGGUCCAAGAAGCUAGGGAGAAGACUACAAAUGUUUAUCAUUGGCCUGGUCUUCUUUGCUACCAUCCAUUUCCUUCUACAGGGGUCACCAAAACUGGAGGUACAAACAAACGUUAUGCCGCCCGGUCCUCGCUACAACCACCGCAAAGACACGACCGGAGUUCAGUCUGACAGUACUCCCGCCAGUAGAACAGCUCGUCCGGCAACGUUCUCCACUCCACCUGUCUCUGUGGCACCGUCGGACUCCUGGACAUUCAAUACUGAAGAGAUUAGAAAAGUCAGAAAUGCUACUGCCAUGCUGCAUCCCAACGCGAGGCUUCGGACACACAAGUUGGGAAUCUGGCCCUGUGAAAAGAAAAGAGGAAGGAGAGGACGAAAAUCGUGUCAUCCGGCGCCGUUUAAGCAUAACGUUAGUCUUCAAACAACGUGCGCAAUUGUAGGCAACGGAGGUAUCCUAUUGGGAAGUCACUGUGGUUCUGAAAUCAAUUCUAAGGACUACAUCAUACGAAUGCACCUCUCGGCGAUUAGGGGGUUCGAAAGAGACGUUGGAAGAAAGACUAACAUGACAAUUUUAAACGUCAGCACUCCUAGGCGGAUAAAAAGUUCAUCUGGAUUGGAAAACAGGACUCAGGAUGUGUACGAGAGUCGAAUGAUAGACAUCAACGGCACAGUUCUAGUUUCAACUGCAAAAGAUAAAUUUUUACUGAAACUGGCAUUGAAAAAGUAUCAAAAUCUUUCGUUCGUCUUGUUGACCAGCAAGGAUAGUUUUAGAGAUGAAUCUCUAAUUCACAGGGUCGCGUCGGAUGUCGCGUGGAACAAUGGCACUAAGCCCAGAGGUCCUCCUUCCACUGGUCUGGCGACAGUUCUCACCGCCACUACGUUCUGUGACCAGCUGCAUCUGUACGGCUUCUUUCCCUUCAAGCAGGAUAAAAACAAGAAGCCCUUACCUUAUCACUACUACCCCGGGGAUUUUAUCGAGCCGGUUAUCCAGGAAAGAAAACACAAAAUGGGUAAAGAAUAUCGGUUCUAUAAAGAACUCCAACAACGGGGAGUUUUAAAACUACAUAUAGGGAAAUGUGACGAAAAAUGA
Messenger RNA from Branchiostoma belcheri (Belcher's lancelet), 1337 nucleotides. RefSeq names its product CMP-N-acetylneuraminate-poly-alpha-2,8-sialyltransferase-like. Gene Ontology annotation, biological process: N-glycan processing; oligosaccharide metabolic process. Lineage: Eukaryota; Metazoa; Chordata; Leptocardii; Amphioxiformes; Branchiostomatidae. The coding region runs from base 183 to 1337 and encodes 384 amino acids. Gene Ontology annotation, molecular function: alpha-N-acetylneuraminate alpha-2,8-sialyltransferase activity. The transcript has 4 exons. The record is from RefSeq and is a predicted model, not a curated record.